GAAGGGGUUAGAAAAGGAGAGAGUGAAGGGGUAAAAAGGACAAAACAGGGUAGGACAGAAAGGUUGCUGGCUGCCGUGUUUUUACAAUAGAGUGAGCAUGGAGCAGCAAAACCAAAACAGGAGAACACAGCUCAGCUGUAUGUUGGAUCAAUAAAUGCUAGAUGAGUUCAGACUUAAAGCGAUGGAGUGGAGAACUCAUUAAGAGGCAUCGCUUUGCUGACUGCAUGCGGAUUCCUUUUUUUUUUUUAAUAUCAGACAAUACAAGGAGCAAGUCUCUCUACACACCAGGAUGCAACUUUAACUUGGAGUGAGGAAAACUUAAAGCUGGAUUAUAUGAAUAUUCAGGCAGACGAAACAGUGUUAAAACAUUGCCCUUCUUUGGAGUUUUCCAGUUUUUGAGGAAGCCAAAGGAAGAAUGGGGAGGCGAGCAGCUGACCUGACGACUCCGGUUCCAGUGUUGGGUGUCCCUGCCACUGUAGGGGUGCGGAGCUGGAAGAUGACAGGAGAAGACAGAAGCGGAGGAGCCCUGCUGCAGACCUGGGGACAGUGCACCAUUGGCAUUCAGACAUCUCCAGGGAUUAGCAGAACACCCAUUCAACUACCUGACAGUCUCUCAAACAACAUUCUGCAAACAACCGACAGCUUUAUCACCAAGGAAACCAAGGCUGUAUCACUUCACAUAAAGAAUGACAAAGAGAAAGGGAAUAUUUCAAGGCUGAAAACUGAGGAAACCAAGAUAAAGAAGGAAGUGACUUUCAAAGCAUUUGGAGCUGUCACCUCAAAUGAUGUUGCUGCCUUUCAGAAGAGAAGUGGUGGGACUUACUGCUAUGCCAGGGCAAUUAAAACCAAUCCCCUCAUUGCAGGCACUACCAGCAACAGAUUGAAACCAUCCAGUCGUUAUAUCAAUGGCAGUGUGGUUGAUUCAGAGGCAAUUGGUGGAAUUAGCGUCGUUAAUGAUGAUACAGAGCCUUUGAAUGCUGCAAGCUCUCACAACAGAGACCUACAUCAUCCCUAUACAGAUCAGUCUUUAAAGAUGCAGUCAUUAUCACUGGCUAUGGUGCGAAAAAUGUACAACUACGGUGGUGAGAAGCAAUCUGUAAUGUCCAGAGGCAACAUCCUGGGGCAGAACAGCCCCAUUUCCGAUACAAUCUUUGGAGAGAAACCAUCAAAGCCAGCCCUCACAUCUCUGUUUACAGCCUCACAUACGCUUCCUCACAUACUCAAACAAAAUCAUCUAAAUUCUCAGACCCGAUCAGUUAAAAAAACAAAGACAUGUGACCCUCACCUAUUAUAUCUUAAUAAAGAGCCAAGAUGUAGACAAACACCCCACCCUGCAUGUCCAGUACACUCCAGAGGCAGUUUAGCUAAUCUUUUUCAUGCACAUACUUCAAGUGACAUAACAUCCAUAAAACCUGAAGCCACCCUCAAUGGUAAAGCUCUUAUAGUUGCUGAAGCCACAAAUAAAAGCAGACAGGAGAAAUGCACAAUAAACUGCGUCACAAAUUCCAUGCAGGAAAAUAAAAUCCCCCUCCUUAAUUUUACCCCUCUGAUGGCCACGGCAAUCAAAACUUUUCAAACCUCCCCUAAGGGCCUGAAAACAUCGCCCUGCAACUCUCUUCUGGACAAUAUUCCUCAAAAUGUAUCCGUCUCUGUCCAUACUGCACCUAAGAGCCCAGAUUUAUCUUUGAAUCCUGUAGCUACAGGGACUAAAAGAACAUCCAGUGCAGUUCCACAGAAAACUUUUAAUUUGGAAACAACAUCCACUACCUGUAAUCUCAGUGCACAGCAAAAAACUUUGAACUCAACACACAUGGCACAAAUUUUUAAAUCAGAACCCUCAUCAAACCUCACACUGAUAGGGUCCCCACCAGAUUUAUAUAUAUGCAAAGAAAAGCCCUCGAUAAGUGCUGUCAGUGCAUCACCAGAUAAAAAGUAUUUUAUUGACAACGAAGCUCAAUUUCCCGCUUCUGUUAAUCCAGCUCAGGAACCUGCUCUGCAUUCAUUCCAAAGCGCUGCUGUCCCAAAGAUCCCUUUAAAUCAUGAAGUUAAUCCAGAUCAAAUUACAUGUAAAAGCAGCAUAGAUAAAGCUGUUCCUUCACAAAUCCACUCAGCUCAAUUUACCUUCUCUAACUGUAAUCCUGCACUGCAUAUAUCUACGUCGUCUUCAAACAAAAUACCCGGUGUAUCUAAAUCUCCUGACUGCGGACCUGAAUCACCAGUAGCUAAUAUUGCCAGUCAUUCCACAGAAUCUAAAAACACAGCAUGCAGGUCCAUCAAACCUGAACUGAAAAAAACAACAUUCCAGGCAAGUUCUCUACUUACACCAUCAAGAGAGAUGGGAGGUAGUACUGCAGCAUCCAGUGCAUCAUUGCUUAAAUUAACAGAAACAAAUGAGGUACAAUGGAACAACGAACCAAGUGACAAAAACAAAGCCCACCACACACAAGAACCAGACGUCAAAAGUAAAGACAGUAUUAAACCUUGUGUUCAGGUUGUCUUUCCCAAUCAGCAGAGCAACUCCUUAACAACUCUGCAAAAUAUGUCGGAAUCUGUUAACAGAGGUAGUGAUGCUAAAACAUACCGCACUAGUCCUCCAAUAACUCCCACUACGGAACUGCAGUUUGAUGAUAGCCAAUUUAGAGAUAAUGCAAUCAACCAAUUUGCAAUGCACGAGUGCAAAGAGCGUGACAAUACAAAAUGUUCACAUAUCACUAAACGUCAGAAUAGCUUUUCACAAAUGAAGCCAAGCACCUUUAAUUUCUGGGCUAAUCCGGACAGAGAGCAACAAAGACAACAUUAUCAAGGUCACAUGGAAGCAGACAGACACAAUGCAACAAUCCCACCGGGACGAACAACCAGGGACUCAGAUUCAAAUGCACAACAGUUUGCUUUAAGUGCAGUAAACAGCCAUGCAGAUGUAAAGUGUGAAUCCAGUUUAGAUAGGCAAAAGCAUCCUGGCUAUUUUUCCCACCCAGUCAUAGCACAAGCUAACGGUGAUUCCACUUUCUCAAAAACAAACACACAGGUGAACCCCAUUACCCAGUCAACUGACUGCCAGAUUUCCCAUUUUGAUAUUAAAUUACAAAGGCAAAACUACACAAUUCCAGAACGUUCUGUCAGUGUGCCAGCAACACUCACCACUGAAAGAGGGCUACCAUUGCACACAGCCCCUGAAUGGGAGCUGCCCUCUAAAUCAUGUCCCCCCCUCCAGUCCAGAGAGGUGGAGGCAAUCAGAAGACUAGAUUUAAAGUUUAGCCCCAGAGCUCCCCAGUCAGGCCCAGGAGGCUCUAAGCUGUUUCACUCCCAUCCUUCUGAUGUAGCCCUACUGCUCCCGCCUUCCCCGCAAUGCUGCAGCUCUGCAGGUCUGGAGCAGAGGCUCAGAAGUGUUGAGGACAGCCUGGCAGCCAACAAGGACAGGAUCACCACCCUGCUUAACAUCAUUCAGGACCUGGAGACAUGCAACUCUCCCAACAGCCUGCUGAGGUGUUGCAAAAGUGGGCUUGACCUGAAAAACUGUUCAACUUGCCAGAAGACUGCUUGUAUCAUGUACAGUGUUGAGUAUGACUUCAGGCAACAGGAGAGACACUUCAUGGAGGUUCUGAAUUACUCACCGACUGAAAGGAACAGUUUUUCUGCACAUCAAGCUGAGCGCUCAAACCUUGGCCCGCUGCGAAACGUCUUCUUUAAGAACUUCACAAAGACAAAGUUGAAGAGCAAAAAACUGUGCAAGACUCUUUUCAAGUGGAUUCCAAGAAAAAUACAUCAAGUGUAGAUCUCUAUGUUAUACAAUAUGACACCAGCAUGAACCAUUCUUCUCUAUUAUAGUGUGGAAUAAUCGAAGUGAAAAGCAGACCAAUAACACUACACACCAAGCGGAGCAAGAAGUCAAUUGGUUUAUCUCCUGAUAAACCAAUCAACCAGACACUGGCAAAGAGAUAAAGUAGCUAAUUUCUUCAAGUUAUCUUGUUGGAAAUAUGUUUAA
Messenger RNA from Cyprinodon variegatus (sheepshead minnow), 3982 nucleotides. RefSeq lists its product as uncharacterized. Gene Ontology annotation, biological process: inhibitory postsynaptic potential. The transcript has 4 exons. The record is from RefSeq and is a predicted model, not a curated record. Lineage: Eukaryota; Metazoa; Chordata; Actinopteri; Cyprinodontiformes; Cyprinodontidae. Bases 416 to 3772 code for a protein of 1118 amino acids. Gene Ontology annotation, cellular component: postsynaptic density.